AUGGCAACUGUUAACAGUUUCCUUCUAUUUCAAAGCCAUCGUAACAGUGACCCGGGUAAUCCGGCAUUGCAUCGCAAGUCCACAUAUACUAUAGUUGAUUAUAGGGAAGAGCUGGUUAGACAGCUUUGUGGGUUAGCAUUGUAUGAUAGACCUCCUGUGAAUGAGCAAGUGCAGGCUGUUCCUCCCCCUGAUCAGUUUUGUACUGACCAUCUACCUAAAACGGCAGCAAAUGGUGUAAGAAGGAAUUGCGUUGUUUGUUACGUGGAAGGUCGAGGGGAGAGGAAGGUUUCUACUUAUUGUACUGCCCCUCAGUGCAAUAGGCACAUGCAUGUUGCUGGUGAGCAUGAUUGUUUUGCAGUAUGGCAUAGUAGGGAUUACACUGGUAAGAGGUCAUGAGUAUUUCUGCAUUUGGUAUUGUGGGUGGACUGAAACAUGUCCAACAUCAAAUUUGUCAAACAAAUGAAAUUUGUAUCAUAUUUUCCCAUUAUGAUUACAGCUCAUUGUAUGACAAACAUUUCAUUUUUUAAUAAAAUUUUCCUUACUAUUUGUGUUACAUUCAUGUAUAUUUAAUGUAAUUUUUUACUUUAUUAUUAAAAAUUAAAAAAAGGAAGUGUGUUUCCGACUGAAUUUGAUUUCAAGCAGUGUCGUUCAAUCUCACAAUAGUACUUUUGGGUGCCUGUACAGAUUUUUUUUUACUCAAUCAAAAGGGGAAAUUUCCCUUGAACAUAGUAGAACAUAAUGGUGUCAGCUACUUUUAAAAUUAUGUUGCUGCACACAUUUUUUGUUUACCAGGGGGGGUGACUUUCCCAAUUCGGGUUGCCGAGUUGCUCAGAACCUUUAUUUUGACAAAUAAUGGAAAAGAUUUCACUGGAGAAAAUGUGGGAGAGGAGUUGAAUUCUUAAAGCCUACCCACCACCACUAUGUAAAAAAAUAUAUAUAUGACUCUGGCAUGAUUACUACAUUGGAGACAUGUCAAUGAAAUUGAAGGUAAGAUUCUGCCAUUUCUAACGGGUGAAUUUCAAAAAUAAAAAAAAAAUAUAUUCUGUUAGUCAAUUAUUUUGAAACUUGGCACAAAUAUACUAUAUAACCUAAGCAAACUUUUCAUAAAUAUAAUGCAUUGAAAAAUGUGCAUUGUUUGAUCUUAAUGAGGCAAAAUGCAAAUAUUAUUGCCACAUUUUUGCAUAAUUUAUGCAAAUUUAUGCAUUUUUGGGUCACGUGUCACAUUUGAAAACGGAACCAACCGUCAUCAAUCGAUAGCCGAAGUCAUGAGCUUUCCAACGAUGCAUUAUGCGCUUAAAAGGGUCCAGUACAUGCAGAGAAAAUCACACCGGAACACAACACACCUAUUUAUCACGUGAAUAGGCUGGUCGAGAAAGAGUUAAGCAAAUUCGAAAAUGCGAAAAAGACGAGGGUAUGAUUCUCAACACCAGUAUGGACAGUGUCAUUACACCAAAGAAGGAUGACGAACUUGCCAGACUAGAGAUCGCUAAUGAAGAGAUAAGUAAUUUAAUUACUACAAAGUCUGUUGCUGUUGAUAAGAUUCAUUCAGUCGAAGAAUGUUCGUUGUUUAAACAGUGCCCGAAUGCCAAGUGCAACAAAAAAAUAAUGCAACAAACAUCCAGCUUCAUGGUUAAGUGCGAUCACUGCAAUGGAAGAUUCCGAAGCUCCGAUUGUAGAGAAAAUAUUAUGAUUAACUUCAUAGUUUGUGAUCCUGCUGAUGAGAGCUUAAUUCGCUUAACGGCUUUCCAGCCUAUUUUGGUCACGUUGAUUGGAUCGGUCCAAGAUGUUUCAGUUGAUGAAAUCUGUGAAAAGGUUCUGAAGUUAGAGAACGUGGUAAUUACUUUUAACCAAAAUAUGGUAGUUACGCAAAUCGAACAGAAUCAAUGA
This is a messenger RNA of Paramuricea clavata, 1887 nucleotides long. NCBI's taxonomy places the organism in Eukaryota, Metazoa, Cnidaria, Anthozoa, Malacalcyonacea, Plexauridae. The record is from the annotation of a GenBank genome assembly.